CUAUGAAUCAUAAGAAUACCAUUAUCAUUCUCUUGGUUUCCCUUUCAUCCCUUUUAACUAAUGGCCAGCUUAAUUACUACUACUACACAAACUGCCCUAGCUUACCCAUGAUUGUUAGAUAUGGUGUUUGGGCUGCUAUGCAGAAUGACACCAGGAUAGCUGCGUCUCUUCUUCGUCUUCAUUUCCACGAUUGUUUUGUCAAUGGUUGUGACGGUUCUGUGCUUCUGGAUGAUACUAAAACCUUCAAGGGAGAAAAGAAAGCAGGGCCAAACCGUAAUUCGGUUCGUGGGUUUUACGUUAUCGACAAUAUAAAAGCUGAUGUGGAAAGGGCUUGCCCGUUGACUGUUUCAUGUGUUGAUAUAUUGACUUUUGCAGCUAGAGAAGCCGUUGUUCUGUCAGGAGGGCCAAAUUGGCCCGUUGCAGUAGGGCGGCGAGAUGGGGUAACAGCAAACCUGAAAGCAGCAAAUGAGAACCUGCCAGCACCCUUUGAACCCCUUGCGAACAUCAGUGCUAAGUUUGCAGCAGUCGGGCUUGAUUUGAGAGAUGUCGUGGUUCUCUCAGGUGCACAUACUAUUGGGAUGGCUCAAUGCUUCACAUUCAAAAACAGGCUAUUUGACUUCAAAGGGACGGGCCAACCUGAUCCAAACCUCGACUCAUCUUUAGCCUCGAGCUUGAAAACCUCAUGUCCUAAUGUCGAUAAAUCAAAUGGGAACCUUAAUUCUCUAGACAUGGUGACUACAUACAAGUUUGAUAACGCAUACUAUAAGAACCUGGUGAACAAUGCUGGAUUGCUUGAAUCCGAUCAAGCCUUGAUGAGUGAUCCACAAACUUCUGCUAUGGUCAACGACUAUAGCAUGUACCCGAAUCUUUUUUACAGGGAUUUUGCGACAUCGAUGGUGAAGCUCGGUAAUAUUGGGGUAAUCACAGGGCAAGAUGGUCAAGUUAGAAGGAAAUGUGGUGAGGUGAAUCAUUAAGUUGGUUGUGGUGUUGGUAAUGGUGGAUGCUUGGGAAUAAUUGUUUGACUUUUGACUCUUUGGAUCACUUGUAUGUUGACCAAAGAAUCUUUGACCUUCAAAAGUCAAAUAUUGUAUUUAAAUACCAACAUCUUUAAUAGACUUUAGUUUAAAUUUGUGUGAAAAUCAAUAUCAUACGUUUUGGCCAAGAUCUCUUUCAAAUUUGAAAAGUCUUGGGGCAUAA
Cynara cardunculus var. scolymus (artichoke) is the source of this 1197-nucleotide messenger RNA. Its product is annotated as peroxidase 10-like. The coding region runs from base 3 to 974 and encodes 323 amino acids. The transcript is spliced from 4 exons. Gene Ontology annotation, molecular function: heme binding; peroxidase activity. Lineage: Eukaryota; Viridiplantae; Streptophyta; Magnoliopsida; Asterales; Asteraceae. Gene Ontology annotation, biological process: hydrogen peroxide catabolic process; response to oxidative stress. The record is from RefSeq and is a predicted model, not a curated record.